AUGCCAAAAACUGAUGUCGUUGGUCAUGAUAUUGCUUAUUUUGAAUGCGGUGAAGGUUAUGAAAUACAAUGUGAUAUAGAAAUAUUAGCGGCACAUUGUAAUUCAAAUCCAUAUUGUCAUGGAUUUAAUACAAAUGGUUUAUUAAAAUCAUGUACAUCUGGUUGUGAUGUUGGUUGCUGUUAUGAUGUAACAGAAAAUGUUGAUUUAUAUAUCCGUAAAGGUUUUUUACCUCCAGAUGAUUGGUUAAAUGAUAUAAAUAAUGGACGAAUAUUAUAUGCUAAUCCAGAACCACAUUUUUGUUUUUUACCUGAAAUUGCUAAUGGAUAUCUUGGUACUGUCGCUAUGUCAGCGUCAUUAUUUCAAAAUGGAUUAUUUAACGGGAAAGUAAAGAAUAAUAAUAAAAAAAAGAAAACAACAAACUUGAAUAUCAUUAACCUUUGA
Molecule: messenger RNA, 441 nt
Organism: Rotaria sp. Silwood2
Lineage: Eukaryota; Metazoa; Rotifera; Eurotatoria; Philodinida; Philodinidae
Source: the annotation of a GenBank genome assembly